AACAACAACAACAACAACAGGCACCGCGUUGACAACAGCAGCAACAACAACAGCAACAACAGCAACCGCAACAACGCAUGCGUAACUGUUGUUGCCUCUGCGCUCUUCUUCACUGCCGCCGCCGCCGCCGGCGACGACGCCUUCUUCUUCGUCUUCUUCUUCUGCUUGCGCCUGGGAUAUAAAGCAGUUAAAUCCAUCCGUCUGAGAGAUUGGGGGAGAGAGAAAGGAGAUACGCACACAUCCUGCGCCUGGAUUGUCAGCCACACUACAGAGCAAAAAAGGGUUGGUGCUGCAUUUGGUAUUCCCGCUGUCAUUUGACAUUUAUGUCGCCUGCUUCUGGGAGAUAAGCGGCACUAGGAUCGUGGGAUUGGCAACGCUGCAGCAGUGGAGCUGGAGGAUUGCCGCCAUGGCAUCGUCGUCGAGAGGCAAGCGGCAGGCGAGCAAUCGCUGGAUGCUGUUGCUGGUGCACGGCCUGUUGGCGCUGGCCGUGCUGCACAUGCACAGCCUGAGGGCGGGCGGGGUUGAGGCGCUGCCGAUUACCUCGCGGCCCAUCGAGGGCAAUGCCCAGAAGGACGCGUGGGAGGCGUGGCUGCGCCUGCCCUACGAACAGAAAUCGCUCGAGAAGCAGAAGAAGGUGAUGCCCAAGUCCAUAUUCGCGCUGCCCUUCCGCCACUGUCCGCCGGGACACAAGCUGUACAACGAGCGCUGCAUCUCGCAGACCAACAUCGAUCCCACCGAUCUCGUUGCGCAGGAGCUGCAGGAACAGCUGGGCUACGGUGGUGGCGGCGGUGCUGCUGGUGGUGCCGGCGGUGGCCCCACGGCAUUCACCGACUACGACUACAGCGACAACGAGAGCGACGAGCUCAUCUACGAGAUGCCACUGGGGCCGCUCAUUCUGUCCGAUCCGCUGCCCACGCUGCCCACAAGUGGUGCCAGUGGUGCCGAGGACCAGGCGCUGCCCAGCGAGGAUGCACCACUCAAAUUCAAUAUAUUUGAAAAGAAGUUUCCCACGGCAUCGGAGUCUGAUGUUGUCAAUACAACGACAGCAACAUUGCCAUCGAUUGCAACGGCAACGGCAACAGCAACAGCAACGGCAACUACCACGCCCACACCCACAAUAGCAACGAUGCGCGAAGACGCCCUCAAGGCGCAGCAGAGGCCGAAUAAUCGCAUUGCCGAUAGCGACCAAGAUCUGCAGGCUGAUGCGAGCAGCGCUCUGCCAAGCACGACAAGCCUCAGCAUAUCCAGCAGCAGCAGCAGCAGCAACAUUGGCUCCUACGGCGACAUUGGCCAUAUCGAUGCCAUUGUUGUGCCAGCGGGCGCGUCAGUGGACACAGAGCCAACGGUGCAGCUGGUGACAAGUUCGAUGCGCACUGAGCCCAAGGCGAAGCCGGAUGCGAAGCCCAAUGCGGGGGCGCAAUCGGAUUCAGAGCCCGAAACGGAGUCGGACUCAGAGUCAGAGUCAGAGAGCGCCGCCGAGACGGUGGCUGAGGCUGAGGCAGAGGCAGAGAUCGAAACGGACCUGGAGCAGCUGCUCAAGGUCGACGCCUUUCUGCCGGCCUACGGCAGCAGCGUCGAUACGAUGCCGCAGUUCAGUCAUCGUCGCGUCUCGCCGCUCAGCGCCGAUCUGGAUGCUGACGAUUCAGCGACGGAUAUUGUGCCAACCACAGCAGAGCGCGAUGCCGAUGCAACAACAGCAACAGCAGCAACAACAACAACAACAACAACAGCAACAGCAACCGCAACAACAACAGCAACUACAUCAGCAACCACAUCGUCGGCUACGCCCACAACACCAACACGAGCACAAGAACAAGAGCUAGAUGUGCCUGUGUUGAAAAAAUCGAAAGUGCAACCGGUUCAGUUAAGCUCAACCACAACAACUGCAGCAACAGCAACAGCAACAACUGCAGCAACAGCAACAACAGCAACAACAGCAACUGACCGGUUUUAUUAUCAGCAUUUGAACAGAAAUGUUGCUGCCAUUGGCAGCAGAAGUAGCAGCAGCAGCAGCAGCAGCAGCAGCAACAGCGACAGCAGCAGCAGCAGCAGCAACAAUGCUGACAACGACUUGGAUGUGCUGAACGAUAUGGCAUCCAGUGACAAUUUAAUGACAAACACAAUCGGCGGCCAGGGCGACAGCGAGCGGGCGGCAAGUGAAAUUAAUUUUGAACAAGAAUUGCGCAUUAUAAACGAACUGGUUAAGGACAAGCGGCGAUUAUCGCAGCUGCGACAACAGCAACACGAGCAGCAGCCGUCAACGACAGCGACAACGACAACGACGACGACAACAGCAGCAACGAUCAUUGAGAGUGGCUCGGAUGCGUCUAGCACUCCAGCGGCAGAGGCAACAAAUUUUUGGUCUAGCCUCAUGCCAAUGCUAAGCCAGACGUCGACAGAAGCAACAGCAGCAACAACAGCAGCAACAACAGCAGCAACAGCAGCAACAGCAGCAACAGCAACAACAGCAACAAAUGCUGCUGCUGCUGCUGCUGCUGAUAGCUCAACAACAGCAACAACAACAGCAGCAACAGCAGCAGCAACAGUUGCUGACACCACAAGAAGCACACAACAGCAAUUAAGUAUUAAUACAAAUCGUAGCAAUAGAAAUAGUAAAAUAAUUAGAGUAGAUAGCUUAGGCGCGAGUCCAGAGCCAACAGCAGCAGCAGCAGCAGCAACAGCAACAACACCAGCAGCAGCAGUAGCAACUACAACAGCUACAGCAGCUACAGCAGCAACAACACCAAACGAUGAGAAUUACACGCCCUUCUGGUGGUUGCCCAGCAUUGGCUGGCGUGUCGAUCGUCAGGUGGACGAGAAGGGCGAGGAUCGUUCGCUCUUGUUGCGCAUCUUCAGGACGUUUCGUGGCAGCGACAGCAGCACAGCAGCAACAGCAGCAACUACAACAACAUCGCGCCGCUAG
This is a messenger RNA of Drosophila mojavensis, 2923 nucleotides long. RefSeq names its product protein folded gastrulation. Lineage: Eukaryota; Metazoa; Arthropoda; Insecta; Diptera; Drosophilidae. Bases 407 to 2923 code for a protein of 838 amino acids. The record is from RefSeq and is a predicted model, not a curated record. The transcript has 5 exons.